Molecule: messenger RNA, 4608 nt
Organism: Mycena citricolor
Lineage: Eukaryota; Fungi; Basidiomycota; Agaricomycetes; Agaricales; Mycenaceae
Source: the annotation of a GenBank genome assembly
GGCUUGUUCCCGACCACCACUCGUCCAGGGGAACAGCGACAGUACCAUCAGGGAGCAAGUGCGCGUCAGGAAGUUCCGCAUACGAUUUUUUCGCCCGGGUAGUUGCCCGCAGUGGUGCUCUUGUCUGAAAUGCGCGUGUUGAAGAAUGAUUCACAAACGCGCGGGCUACCUGCCGCGCAUAAUUCGCUGGCCUCAUGCGAUAGCGAGGAGCAGCAAUAAUUUUCUUACGUAAUCAAUGUAUCAACCUGUUUGGUUUCAUUCAAGCUCAUCUCACGUUCCUUACACCUCACUUCAUCUUCACUGUCAUGUCGUUCGCAGGAAGGAGACGCGGAAACAAAGUGAAAAAGGGAGUUCAAUUCACUGUUAUGGUCGUCGGUGCUUCUGGCACUGGACGCACCACUUUCGUGAACACUCUCUGCGAGAGCGAGGUUUUGUCGCACAAGAUCUCUGACGCGCCAGAGUCUGCCCAUAUUGAGGAGGGUAUCAAAAUCAAGCCCGCCAACGUUGAGCUUGAUGAAGAUGGUGUUCGCAUUGCUCUCACUAUCGUUGAUACGCCGGGUUUCGGGGACAACAUUGACAACGAAUUUGCUUUCCAAGAAAUCAUGGGCUACCUGGAACGUCAAUACGACGACAUUCUGGCUGAAGAAUCCCGCAUUAAGCGCAACCCUCGCUUUCGCGAUAACCGUGUCCAUGCCCUGCUCUACUUCAUUCCUCCGACAGGGCACGCUCUGCGGGAGAUGGAUAUUGAGUUAAUGCGCCGUCUUUCUCCUCGUGUCAAUGUGAUUCCCGUCAUCGGAAAGGCCGACAGUCUUACGCCCUCGGAACUGAAAAGCUUCAAGAAACGGAUUAUGGAAGAUAUUGAACACUACGAUAUUCCGGUGUACAACUUCCCGUACGACGUGGAAGAAGAUGACGAGGACACCAUCCAGGACAACAGUGAACUGCGGAGCUUGAUGCCGUUUGCGAUCAUCGGAUCCGAGGAGGAGAUUGAGCUCGAUGGACAACUUGUCCGUGCCCGGAUUUAUCCUUGGGGUAUCGCCGAGGUGGACAACCCGAAGCACUCUGACUUCAGUCGCCUUCGGAGCGCGUUGUUAAAUUCCCACCUGUCAGACCUCAAAUCGUUGACUCAUGACCUGCUGUACGAGACCUACCGUACCGAGAAGCUUUCCCGCAGUGUUCAUACGGAUCUGCCCGACUCGUCGAUCCUUCCGGAAGAAAUGGCCAAUCAGAGCGUGCGUCUCAAGGAAGAGCAACUGCGUCGCGAAGAAGAGAAGUUACGCGAGAUUGAGCUGAAGGUGCAACGCGAGAUCAACGAAAAGCGGCAAGAGUUGCUUGCGAAGGAAGAAUCCCUCCGCAAUUUGGAGAGUCGCCUUGCCGCACAGGGCUCAUCUGAGUUCCGUGACUAGGAACUUGCCCAGUUGAUACCCAUGGGAUGAUUUCUGCUUUUUUGAUACUCUUGGAUAAUCAUUGAGACUGCCUCAUCGCAUAUACCACGUUCUUUACCAUCGCUCUUUUUGUUCGCCCUUUUGCAAUCAGUACCGUGGUUAAUUCUUCCCAACAGCAGAACACUUAUCAGGCUCUCUUGUGGCGGUUUCCAGAUCUGUAGCAUGCGUCGAUCACAAAUCACAAAUCUGUGAUGGUCGACAAUUAAAAAUUGACGGCGGUACCCAGCCCUUCCCGAGAUCGCGAUGGAGGCGUAGCAACUUAUACUCGACGAGCCUGCAAAAAUAGCAAGCCUUGACAACGUAGACUACUGAAAGAAUCGCGAUCAAGCAUUCUUGAAUCUUGAGUGAUGGAUCGAACACGGAAAGACUGAAAGAGGCUGCGAUUGUUGUUGUGUUUGACAUCACUACAUUCAAGGGUUGUUCAGAGCUCGCUGGAUCCCCGGUCGCUGCCGCGUUCGAUGUCGAACCGUCGCCGCUCAAGUGCUGCAACGCGGCCUGCACCUGCCCCACCCCCUUCUGGGCCCAUCCCAAAGAUUCCCAUACCCCCACUCCCUGACUCUCCCGAGGUGCCUCGCCAAGUCAGGCAUAACGAUGAACUGGACGACCCUCCGCCGCCCUCUAUCUUACAUUUAUCCGGACCGUCUGUGGAACCCCCAGAUCCUCCUCGCGACCCCCCUCGCGAGUUUCUUCUUCCCGAAGCUCGACCAGAGCCGCGUAUACCCUCCUCUCGAAGAGCACUAACUCGUGCUCUAGAGCUAGCCAGAGAAGCAGUUCAGCUUGAUUCAACGAACGAGGAACCGUAUGCGGCCGUUACGGCGUAUGGUCGCAGUGUCGCACUAUUGAGCGAGGUAAUGGAACGAGUUCGACGCGGUGAAGAUAGUACCGAUUCACGAAGGCGGCAUGGUCGACCUAGGAGUGCUGUUGCCCAAGAGGAGGAGAUUCGGAGGCUUCAAAACAUCCACGAUACAUAUGCGGACCGCAUGAAUAUCCUCAGCAUCAUAUAUAACAUUCCUCCCGCUCCAUACUCCGCCAAUGCCGAAUAUGCAGCCAUGCUACGCGAAUCCACACCGUCGACAUUUUCGCCGACGGGAUCCCAGUCCGUAAUGCCUGAAUCAGUGCACUCGUCUGUGGGAGGAUCCAUCUCCUCCGCAUCAGACGCCAUUCCACCAGAGGAUGAGUACCAGGACGAUCAUUCACCGGCUCGUAACCCAUUCGACACUGGACACGACCGAGAUCUGAAUGAGGCUGGCAUGUUUCUAUUUGAGAAUGAGCGGGGGUCGCAAGCACCCAUCUCCCAUCCCUACGCGGCAGUCUACGAGGAAGCUCUGCCCCCUGCGACUUCAUCUGGCAUCCGCAGUCGCCGACCACGGAACACGUCUGCUGCAGCAUUCGCACCGCCGCCACCGCCGCCAUCAAAUGCCCUCCCCCCUGCUCCUGUUCCUGCAUCUGAUGAGAUUUCUGCCGAAACUACUGGAGAACACAGAAGAACGCACUCUGCUAGCCGACUUGCCGCACUGGAAGAAGAAGUGCGAGAGGACAGAGGGCAAACACGGGCUUACGUCCCCGACCGUGUUGGCGAAUCUCCUCCAUUACCCCCACUUCCGUCUCCGACGCGAUCUCGACCACCUGUGCCAGUUGCCGCCCCGAUUGCGAAUGUGAUCACGCCCCGACCGCGAGGGUCGUCGUAUAUAUCUCCCCGGACUGAAGUGCCUCCUUCGGGGGUCAUCAAUGGGACGAUAAAUCAAGGGACCAUCUUCCAUCGACGAUCAACAAAAUCGUCUGCACCCCCCAGCACCCGAUCCUCCUCGCCGGCGGAAUCGACGACGUCGGCCGGAUCCAACACUGUCGCCAAAUCUCUGUCCGGGCGCAGUCGUUCUGUUUCGCAGCCCGGCCGACGACCAUCGCUCAUCAAUGGUCGUAUAUCUCCAGCACUGACCCAGCCGCCCCCACCGUUACCGUCGACUAAUGGGACACCUUCGAUUCUUCCCCGCAAGCCGUCGUUCGCGUCCAAGUUGAACCCUAACAAUCCAUUGUUUGUUCACACCGACCUUCCGCUUUCUUCAACGCUCGGACCACCGAUAUUCAAUCAACUUCCCACUACGCCAACAUCACCACUGCCCCCUGCUCCGCCGACAGACCCUAUCAGGAAACCGUAUCACAUGAUGAGUCUGCUGCGCACGACCAUGAUCUCUGCGACCGGGGGCUACGUGACCCGUCGGCUCCAUGUUCCGCAGGGUGUCUGGUCACAGGGCGGAGCCAAGCUCACCAAUGUGUCUGAGAAGAUCCGCGUGGUGGCUAUUCUAUGUUCUGCGCUAGAAGAGUUGCAAACGUGCAGUUCUGAACACUUUGGAGCGGGUAACGUGAGCAGUGGGAUGGGGCUUGGAAUUGGGAGCAUCGGUAGGACUGAGGGAGAGGCCUGGAUCGGUCGGUUGGAAGAGUUCUCCAACAUUUGUGAUGGUGUGGUUGCGAACUUUGGUAAGAAAUUGGGCGUUGGAGAAGGAUUUGUGGUCAAGAAAUCGUCUUGGGGUGGCAAGCUUACUCGGCAGUUCGACAAGUUUACCGCCGGAAAGAAUCUCGAUUCACCUGCCGCGUAUGUUUCUGGCCUUCAGAAACUAUUCCUCUACGCCCAGCUCCUUGACGAGCACUCUCAAGCCAUCACAUCUCAGCCUGUUGCAGCAGUAUAUGCAGCAUUACCAGCAGAUAUCCGGACCGAGGCCGACAAAAAACUGAAGCGCUCGUCGCAGUUCUUUGCGACUGUUGUGCUUACGUUUGUCAUCCGGGAUCUUUCGCUGUUACUCGACAAGUACGCGAAAAAAUGCGAAAAGUGGCUUGCCGAGUAACGAGAUGCGUCGAUGCUGGUUCGUUCGACCUCAAUGCUUGGCCAAGGCUUGCCACAGCGCGUCCGGUGUCGUGGACGGCUGUGCGGCCGAAGGCUUUCCGCUGCAGCAUUGCCGCUGAGCACUGAGCAUUGCUGCUGCUGCUCCUUUCACUUUUCUUCCGGACCUAUGUCCGAGCUUGUUUAUGCAUUCACCUUAUGCGUCGCUCUUUCUCUUGCAUACUUACACAAUUCACUUUGUUUGUCUUUCUAACUGCUAGGUUGUUACAAGAAUGUAUGACUAUCACAAGUUGUUGCUAUCUGAGAUAAUGUACUGCUCAUAACGGG